AUAUUGCAAGCUGCACCGAAGAAAAAUCGCCGAUUCCAUCAAAUUGAACCCAUCAAUCAGGUCUAGAGUGGCACCCAUGUGGUGUCGGAACAUCCAAUAGACGUAUAUGAAGUCGAAAGGCAAGGCAAGCAACCAACAACAUAGAGUGCAGAGAGAGGUGAAUGUCGGCCUCCGAAAAUAACCACGCUCGCCGGGCGGCCAUCCACACCGCCGCCGCGAAUACAGUCGAGCGGCGUCGCGACGCCUCAACUGCCCCGAAACGGGAUCAGUGUUCGAAAUGACGGACGACUACACGCACCACGUACCGCGUACCAAGCGACGCUCCGCGUCGAUCUGCGCCGCGACUUCCACGAGCAUGGAGGCGAUCUCCCAGAGCGGCGGCACGCCGGACGCCGGUACGCCCCAGAGCCGGCGCCGGCGGCCCGCCGCCAGGUCCCAGAGCGCCCGGCUCACCAAUAACCGGUCCAUCAGGAGGAAGCAGGCCGUCGCCGCUUCGGCCUCCCCGAACCACGUGGACAAGAGUCACUGUAACAGCGAACCCAAGUUGGCGGAGCAGAACGCGACACCUGAUGUGUCGCCGAACAUCAGGCGGAAGGGUUCCAUGCGCAGGGGCACCUCUGUCUACCAGAGGAAGUCGACCGCGUUCUUGGACGUGCCCGACACCCGCGGAAGUGGCAGGAGCUCCAACACCGAGGAGGAGGACGAGGACUCUUACAGAUUGAGAUCGUUCAGUUUUACAUCAAAAGGAAUUGUGAACAGGGGCGACUCGUUCAGACGGAGGCGAUCGCGAAGCAACAGUCUAUGCCCGCCGCACAUUGGGGGCGGUACACCCUCGCCGGUGUUGGACGAGCCCAGCGAACAGAACUUGCCCGAAGUCACCAACUAUCAGGUGGCACUGCUAGGGGCGCCGGGAGUCGGGAAAACCGCUCUAAUCAGCCAGUUCAUGACUUCGGAAUGCAUAAACGCUUACGACAGACAAAAAGAUAUACUUGGAGCUCAAACUGUGUCGAUAAUGCUCAAUGGAGAAGAAUCGGAAUUGACGUUUCAAAACACAUCAUCGUUUAAGGAAAUCGAUAAAACUCAUCCCCCGGACGCCUUCGUUGUCCUGUAUUCAGUGGUGGACAAGGCCAGUUUCCUGAAAGCCGAAGCUGAACUGACCAGACUGCAGGACGCCGAUCUCCUCCGGUCCAGACCAGCGAUCCUGGUUGGCAAUAAAAUUGAUCUUGCCCGAAGCCGAGCAGUUUCCACCCAAGAUGGAAAAUGUUUGGCCUGCACCUUCCGAGCGAAGUUCAUUGAAAUCUCGGUGGGCAUCAACCACAACGUCGACGAAUUGCUAGUGGGAAUUUUGACUCAGAUCCGACUGAAAGUGUUAAAUUUCGAGGAUCGUGAUCAUCAGCAACAGUGGUACAAAAGUAGGGGUAUGGUGAAGGCCAGCAUGAAGGCCAGACAAAUGUUCACGUGGCUCUUCGGGAAAGAGGAUUCGAAGUUCAAGAACUGUGAAAAUCUGCAUAUCCUAUAGCGAAACUAGAUUUUUUUUAUAUGUAUAAUUAUACUAUAUUAUGUAUUUUAUAUUAGGUUCUAGAUAAUCGUAAAGAGAUUCGUAUAGGUUGGAGGCGAAUGGAUUUUUCUCUAUUUUGUUGCCGCCUGUGACGUAACUUUCGACCUGUUCAUUGUUGAAAAAUAUUCUUUUUACAUUUAACAAUUUGAAAGUAUUUGUUUAUAAUGACUGAUUUUUAAUAAAUAAAAAACAAAGAAAAAAAACAUAUAUUUUUAGAAAUUAUUCGUUGUUUAUGUGGAUUCAUCCUCAAAAAAGAAGGGCAAUAUCAUGAAACAUAUCAAAACAGUACAACCCAAAUAAUUGAAUUAAUUACUAUGCAACUUUUGUUUUUCAAACCACAACAUUCCCAUCCUUUUGUAUACAUGAUCUUAAAACCAUAUCGUAAACUAAUUUAUAUUUUGGUAAAGUUUGGUUUUAAGAUCAUCCAAUCUUUGCCACCUUAAAUGCUUCCACACAAAUGACUUAUGAAUUAUAUGUUUUAAAGUAAAACUAACUAUAUUUAUAGAUUUGUUAUAUAUUUAAAUUAGAAAUUAAUUUUAAGGCCUAUAAAAUAGUGAAUAGUGACUAAAACUUCAUGUCAAAAUUAAAUCCUUCCAUUCUACAAAUAUUUAUAUACGUGCUCUCUAUAAUCUAUAGAUAUUAUACCUACAUACUGAUAGUAACUCAUGACCAAAAAAGAAUAAACAAUAACUUAAUGUAAAGUAGAAAAAUAUUUUCUAUUCGCUACAUACUUGAUAUACAUAAAUAACCUUUUUACCGGAUUUAGUUUUGCUUAUUGGUUUAUAUAAAUGUAAGUGUUUAAUUAUAUUUUAUUUCUGUAGAAAUCAUAGUUUAGGCAAAAGUCUUCGGCAUCUUUUAAAGUCAUUUUUCUACAUCGACAUCUCUUUUCUCCUGUACUUUUGACAAUAAUUGUUGUAUGUUGUAUAAAUAAACGAUAUUUG
Molecule: messenger RNA, 2499 nt
Organism: Aethina tumida (small hive beetle)
Lineage: Eukaryota; Metazoa; Arthropoda; Insecta; Coleoptera; Nitidulidae
Gene: Rgk3
Product: GTP-binding protein REM 1
Exons: 5
Coding region: 278-1519 (413 amino acids)
Cellular component (GO): plasma membrane
Molecular function (GO): calcium channel regulator activity; GTP binding; GTPase activity
Source: RefSeq, a predicted model, not a curated record